UUGAAUCAGGGGAAGUCUCUCUCACACACACUGUGUGUUGCCGCUGCUAUAUUUGUGUCAUCUUUCUCAGUUUCGAAACCAAACUUUUUCUUCCGCUGAAAGUUGAAAUUUCUUCAACUUGGUCGCUGAAAAUCCAUUCCCCAGAAGAACAAAAAGCAGCUCCCGAUUCCCAUUUUGGCUUUCCUUCUUCGCACAACAUUGAAUAUUCACUCCCCUUUUGCAGAGAAUUUCAAUGAUGCCUCAAAAGCAUUUACACGAGCUGUUGAAAGAGGAUCAAGAGCCCUUUGUUCUCACCAAUUUCAUCGCUGAUAGACGAUCUCUUCUGAAACGCCCUUCUCCCAAAUCCAAUUUACACCUCAAGAGGCGAAAACCCAUCUCGGAAACCCUUGAUUUUCCCGGAAAAUUUUGCAAGAGCGCUUGUUUUUUCUCUUUCCAUGAAUCCCCUGACCUCAGAAAGUCGCCGCUCUUCGAAUUUCAGUCUCCGGUGAGAAACCCCAAUGCCAUUUUCCUCCAUGUUCCGGCUAGGACGGCGGGGAUUCUGUUGGAAGCUGCUCUUCGCAUUCAGAAACAGUCAACGGCGGCGAGAUCCAAACCCCAUGGAAAAACUAAUGGGUUGGGGCUUUUGGGUUCUUUUCUCAAGCGGCUCACCCAUCGGGGCCGCGCUCGGAAGCGAGAAAUUGACGGCGAUGGUCGGAGAAAUGACCUCGGCGGCGGCCGGCCAUUGCCGGCGAAAAUGGCGAUUGAGGAGAAUGAGGACGAGAACGUGAACGAGAACGGCUCUGUUUCUGGGCAGACUAAUUUAACGAGCUUUGCUUUCUGUGAGAGUAACUUUUGCGAUAGCCCUUUUCGAUUUGUGCUUCAAUCGAGCCCCUCCUCCGGUCACCGGACGCCGGAGUUCUCUUCGCCGGCGGCUUCUCCGGUUCGCCGCGACCAUCAGGACAAUGAUGUGGAAAGCUUGAAGAAAUUGCCAGUUGAGGAUGAGGAGGAAGAGAAGGAACAGAGCAGUCCAGUGUCCAUAUUGGAUCCUCCGUUCGAGGACGAUGACGAAGGACAUUACGAGGAUGGCGAGGAUGAGGAUGGUUACGAUUUGGAACGGAGCUACACCAUUGUACAAAAGGCAAAGCAUCAGCUAUUAAAGAAGCUUAGGAGAUUUGAGAAACUAGCAGAACUAGACCCGGUAGAGCUCGAGUCUUUUCUACUAAAAGGCGAGGAAGACGAACUCGAUGAUGACGAUGACAUCGAUCAUCUCAAGGAAGAAGAGUAUGAAAGCCACAACUUCGAACAACACGACGUAGAGGCCAAUGGCAGUUCAAGCUUCCAAAUUCCUCAUCGACUGGUCCGAAACCGCAUUACAGGGGAACAGAGAGAUCAGGCUGUAACUGACAACAGAGAAGAGAUGACAAAGGGGGUGUACGUGAGAUCGGAUUUGUGGAAACGGGUGGACUCGAACGCCAUAGACGCGACGGUGGGACAAGAUUUGAAAACAGAGCUUGAUGGGUGGAACAGAAAUGAGGAUCAGAGGGGAGAGGUAGCCAUAGAAAUAGAGCUGGCAAUCUUCAGUUUGCUGGUGGGUGAAAUGCAAACAGAAUUAGAUUGCUUAACUCAUUAACUGCAAUUCAGUGAUUGGAAAUUAUUCCACUCCACAGAAAUAAUAUUCUAAAUUUCCACAAA
This is a messenger RNA of Momordica charantia (bitter melon), 1671 nucleotides long. RefSeq lists its product as uncharacterized. The record is from RefSeq and is a predicted model, not a curated record. Lineage: Eukaryota; Viridiplantae; Streptophyta; Magnoliopsida; Cucurbitales; Cucurbitaceae.